AUGUGGAAGAUUCUACUAAUAUUAUCUGUUUCUUUGUGUCAGGGCAUUGAAUUGACAUUUGAAUUGCCAGAUAACGCCAACCAGUGCUUCUACGAAGAUUUGAAGGCCGGACUUGACAGUGUCGUCGAAUUUCAGGUAAUAAAUUUCACUUUUUUGUUUAUUUAUUGUUUAGGAUAUGGAUUGUUAAUUAUGCAUUUGUAAAUAUGUAUUUAGGUUGUUACUGGAGGUCAGUAUGAUGUAGAUAUAGUUUUGGAGGAUCCACAAGGGAAGAUCUUGUACAAAGAAGCACGAAAACAGUACGAUUCUCAUCAGUUCAAGACAGAAACACCCGGUACUUACAAAGUGUGCUUUUCUAACGAGUUCUCCACCUUCUCUCACAAGAUUGUCUACAUGGAUUGGCAAGUGGGAGAUGAGAUUACUGGAGGACAAAGACCAGGAGCCAAGGAAUCUCCCAUCAAACAUACGGCUGUCAGCAACUUGGAACGGAGUGCUCAGACUAUUGGGGACCAUCUGAGGGCAGUGGAUGACUAUCAAACUCAUCACAGACUGAGAGAAGCUACUGGCAGAAGGCGUGCUGAAGAUCUGAACGAACGGGUAUUGUACUGGUCUCUGGGACAGACGGCUGUCGUUAUCAUUAGCAGCAUUGUCCAAGUGAGUUGGUUCAAAUUAUACUAAUUAGACUGUUGUUUUUAUGUUUUGUUUAGCCUUUGCUGCCAUAAUAAUAUUGUGUAAUUUCAGGUCAUUUUGCUCAAGUCAUUCUUCCAGGACAAGCGAACCAGGAUGUAA
Bursaphelenchus okinawaensis is the source of this 786-nucleotide messenger RNA. Lineage: Eukaryota; Metazoa; Nematoda; Chromadorea; Rhabditida; Aphelenchoididae. The record is from the annotation of a GenBank genome assembly.